AUGGCGGCCGCGAGGGUAGUGUGGAAGAGACGAACUUCUUCCACUUUUUUGCGGAUUUCUCCCCUUUCCCGGGACUGGGCACGCCGGAACCACCACCCAGCCCCACUCGACGAGUACACGGACGUGCCCGAGUACCCGCCCAUCCUCGACGUCAGCAGAGAAGCGAGGAAAAGGAGGAAAACCGAGGCAUGGCACCAGAAGAUCGCAGACCUCCCUACCCUCGAGCAGAAAUUAAUGGAGCUCAACAUGCCCAAAUACCACGGGUACUGGGCAUGCAGGCUCUUGGACACGAAGCCCACGCUCCAGGGCACGCCUUUCACCCAGUAUGCCACCAGGACGCACGUGGUGGAGGGGUUGCCUGAGGGAUACCACGAGAGGGAGGCGGCGGCGGGGCUGACGGAGGGGCUGAAGGGCGCCGUCGAGGACCUGCUUCUGCUCAACUUCCAGACGCCCUUGAGCAGGAGAGACUUCGGUCAAGGGCGAGCCAUUGAGAGGCAUCAGACACAGAACUUCCUUCUUGGCUUACACAAGGUCCUGGCAGCAGCAUUAGCACCCUCAGCCGAGCACAUUAAGGAUGCUGUGGUUGAUGUAAGGCCCAGAGUGGAAGCUUUCUGGUUUCUUGGUGGACUUGAAUCGGACAAUUUGCUAAAAAAGAAACGGCGAAACUUCAAGCCCAUGAAAGACAAAGAGCAUGAGCUUAUGGAAAGAGCCAUUCAGGCAGAGAGUUCUCCCAGCCUCUGUGUCCGAACAAGUCUGGGUCUCCCGGAAGUGGUCUCCAGGGAGGACAGCCUAGCAACAAGUGCGCCGGUACCAGUAGAAAAUCUAGAUCCACGAGCCUACGGUUUCAAGUUCCAGCACAAGCAUGCUACGAUUGUGACAGGAUUCUGGCCGGGGGAAGCGAAGGAACACAGCCAGCUCUGGUUGCACAGUAGAGAAUUUGAAGAAAAAUUUAGCCUGGAGUUUGGACCUCACAACGUGCACAAUGCUUUAAUGCAGAAGAUGAUUGUGUCUUCAUUUUCUCAGGCACUUGCACAUGCCACAUAUCAAGGAUUUGGUCCGGUGACAGAGUUAACUUACCCAAUUGUACAGCAGUCAGCAAUAACGGACGGUCAGAAGUGGAAUUUCAGCUUGUACCAGAUGAACACUUGUGCUCUUCACUCUGAAAAUGCUACUGAAAACCCACAUAACAACAUAUUGUGGUUGAGUCCAGAGCAGAAGCUCUUUGAGGCUGUGGAAGAGAGUGGAGUGAAGGGUCUUAAUGAAGAGGUCCUGACAACCCUCAUUGCCAUGUACCUGAAGAAGGGCAUUGUCAGAGAAAAUCCAUCGCCUUACCUCGCUCCCUAUAAGCACCUGGCGAACCACAAUGCACCCGAGGAAUACCGAGUGGAGUUCCAAGAAUACCUCCGGGAGUUGCUCUCUGGACGUCCCAGGCACUUCCUCAAGCCAGAAAUGUACCUGUGGGAGAAGAUCUACAAGCGGGACAAUAACACUAGACCCUAUGAACCUCCUCGUCGGUUCUUCGAGGAACAUUACAACCAGAAGAAUCCCGAGAAGAGACGUCUCGAUGACUAUAGUCCCAUCUACAUUCCGAAAGCUUGCAGGAAGGAUAGAAAGCAGAAAUUCAAACCCAGAUUAAAUUCAGAGCACCUUUUUAAGUAUGAUUAAAUAAACUGUUUUGGAGAAUGAGAGGGAACUAUCAUGUAGGUUGAGCUUAAUUAAGAAAUGGGUCCUGACUUUCAAAAUGGUGAAAUUUGAAUUUAUCUGAGAUGUCGUUAUUUAUUUGUCGAUAAUUUAGUCAUAUUUCACCUUAAUUUGUUAAAGAAAAUAUUAUACCACUGUACAGUUCAGAACUAGGACUUGAGUGUUCUUUUUGUAAAUAAAUGUUUAUAUUAAAA
Penaeus indicus is the source of this 1895-nucleotide messenger RNA. RefSeq names its product large ribosomal subunit protein mL65-like (gene mRpS30). Gene Ontology annotation, molecular function: structural constituent of ribosome. The transcript is spliced from 9 exons. Gene Ontology annotation, biological process: translation. The coding region runs from base 1 to 1665 and encodes 554 amino acids. Lineage: Eukaryota; Metazoa; Arthropoda; Malacostraca; Decapoda; Penaeidae. Gene Ontology annotation, cellular component: mitochondrion; ribosome; mitochondrial large ribosomal subunit. The record is from RefSeq and is a predicted model, not a curated record.